Messenger RNA from Plectropomus leopardus (leopard coralgrouper), 673 nucleotides. The record is from RefSeq and is a predicted model, not a curated record. NCBI's taxonomy places the organism in Eukaryota, Metazoa, Chordata, Actinopteri, Perciformes, Serranidae.
AUGGCUGUGAGGGUGACGCUGUGGUCUCUGUGUUGCAGGAAGAGUGUUCAGACCAAAGUGGAUCAGAUUCUGCAAGACGUUCAACGUUUCUCCGACAACGACAAGCUGUACCUGUACCUCCAGCUGCCGUCCGGACCGAGCGCCGGAGACAAGAGUGGUGGCGACUCCAGCUCCUUCAACACAGCCGACCAGCUUCACACCUGUAACUGGAUCCGCAGUCACCUGGAGGAGCAUUCAGACACCUGCCUACCCAAACAGGACGUCUACGAGACAUACAAGAGAUACUGUGAGAACCUGCAACAUCGCCCGCUGAGCGCCGCCAACUUCGGGAAGAUCAUCAGGGACAUUUUCCCCAACAUCAAGGCCCGGAGGCUCGGCGGCAGAGGACAGUCCAAGUACUGUUACAGCGGCAUCAGGAGGAAGACGGUUCUCAACAUGCCUCUGCUGCCCAACCUGGACCUGAAGAACGACCCGGCAGAGCUGACCGAGCUGGUCCAGACGUACAAACAGGAAGUGACAGAGGCGGCGUGCGAGCUGAUCUGUGAUUGGGCGCAAAAGAUCCUAAAGCGUUCGUUUGACACGGUGGUGGAGAUCGCUCGUUACCUGAUCCAGGAGCACAUCGUCAACCCGCGCUGCAGCCAGGCCGAGCUGGUGACGUCGGCCGCACUCGCAG